AAGAAGAAAGAAGAAAGAAGAAGAAGAAAUAUAUAUUCUUUUUUUAAAAAAAGGUUUUAAAAAAUACCCAUUUUUUUUCUCUCCCCUCUCUCUCUCUUAAGCUCCAAAAGAGAGAUUGGCCAAAAAAAAAAAAAAAAAGAAUGGACAAAACAAUAAUGAAUUAUUGUUAUUGGUUAGUAAUGAUGAUGAUGAUUAUGGGUUCAUGCGUUGAUGCAUUCACUCAUAUUGUUGGUGGAAGCCAUGGUUGGAGAGUCCCUGAAAAUGAUUCCUUUUUUGAUCAAUGGGCUAAACCAAGAACCUUUGGUGUUGGUGAUAGGCUUGUUUUCCCGUACCGAGCUGGUGCGAACAACCUAGUGACAGUAAAGAAGGCAGACUAUGAUACAUGUGGGGAAGAAGAAGUAAUAUACAUGUAUUUUCUAGGGCCAACAGUAGUGAACCUAACAAAGGCUGGUGAUUACUAUUACUUUGAUGGAAUUGGAAAGCAUUGCGAAGCUGGUCAGAAGCUCCACAUCCAAGUUGGUACCAAAGAAGGAAGCUCUGGGUCUGAUCCUUUACCAUUUAACCUCGAAACUUUUGGAAUCCACACCAAUUUGGGGCCAGCCCUUUCCCCUCAAGGCCAAAUGGAUGCCGAAUCCGUAUCCCAAGCCCAAUCCCCAUCCGGUACUCCCGCUCACCCAUCCAAUGCCUUCCUUCUUCUUCCUACACCAAUGUUAUUGGCUCUUAUCAUUCCUACCCUUUUUUCCAUUUUUCUUUCAUUCCCAUUUCCAUAUAUUAAGUAAUUCCUUUCCCUUUUCUUUUUCUUUUUCUUUUUCUUUUUAAUGUGUAUCAAUCUUUUGUUCUUCCAAAUUCCUAUUUUCAUGUGUUCCCAACCUUCCAAAGAUCAAACUAUAAAUCCAUUUCUUCUGUCU
This is a messenger RNA of Cucumis sativus (cucumber), 908 nucleotides long. RefSeq names its product blue copper protein. Gene Ontology annotation, molecular function: electron transfer activity. The coding region runs from base 141 to 779 and encodes 212 amino acids. The record is from RefSeq and is a predicted model, not a curated record. NCBI's taxonomy places the organism in Eukaryota, Viridiplantae, Streptophyta, Magnoliopsida, Cucurbitales, Cucurbitaceae. The transcript has 2 exons. Gene Ontology annotation, cellular component: plasma membrane.